AGACUCACUGAGGAGACCCUCCGACCCUCUCCGAUGCCGCCGCCUUCGCGUUGACUCCUCCUUCUCCUCCUCCUCCUCUUUCAACUUGGCCCACUCCACUCAACAACCCCAUUUGCUUCUUUUUCGCUUUUUUCUUCCUCUUGCAUUUCCAUUUCGUUCUGAAGUUGUGUUCUUGUAUUCUUCUCUUCCUCCUUUCAAUUUGUGUUCAUUUCUCCAAAUCAGUCAUCACAAUGGCCAGCCAAAACCAGCAGAAGCCCCUGCCCUUCCAGUACCAGUUCAUUGCUGGUGCCGUGGCUGGUGUGUCCGAGAUUCUGGUCAUGUACCCACUUGACGUGGUCAAGACCCGAGUUCAACUCCAGACCGGUGCCGCCACCGCCGGCCAAGACCACUACAAUGGCAUGUUCGACUGCCUGCGCAAGAUCGUGAAGAACGAAGGCUUCUCCCGCCUGUACCGCGGCAUCUCCGCGCCGAUCCUGAUGGAAGCGCCCAAGCGCGCGACCAAGUUCGCCGCCAACGACAGCUGGGGCAGCUUCUACCGCAACCUGUUCGGGGCGGCGGAGCAGACGCAGUCGCUGGCGAUCCUGACGGGCGCGACGGCGGGGGCGACGGAGUCGUUCGUGGUGGUCCCCUUCGAGCUGGUCAAGAUCCGGCUGCAGGACCGCGCGUCGGCGGGCAAGUACAACGGGAUGCUGGACGUGGUGCGCAAGAUCGUCGCGGCCGAGGGACCGUUGGCGCUGUACAACGGCCUCGAGUCCACGCUGUGGCGCCACAUCCUCUGGAACUCGGGCUACUUCGGCUGCAUCUUCCAGGUGCGCGCGCAGCUCCCCGCCGCCGAGCCCGGCAACAAGGCCCAGCAGACCCGCAACGACCUCAUCGCCGGUACCGUCGGCGGCACCGCCGGCACCAUCCUCAACACCCCGAUGGACGUCGUCAAGAGCCGCAUCCAGAACACCGACAAGAUCCCCGGCCAGGUCCCCAAGUACAACUGGGCCUGGCCCGCCGUCGGCACCGUCAUGAAGGAGGAGGGCUUCGCCGCCCUGUACAAGGGCUUCAUCCCCAAGGUCCUGCGGCUGGGCCCCGGCGGCGGUAUCCUCUUGGUCGUGUUCACCGGCGUGAUGGAUUUCUUCCGCAAGAUGCGGGAUGAGUAGAUGUUUAUUCUUGAGGAGCUUUCUGAUUUUGGUUGCAAGUUUGGUUUUCGUUUUAUGAUCAUCAUGAUAGAAGAGAGGAAGAGAGGAGAAAAACGAGCAAGGAUAGAAGCGCUCGAAAGAAAUCAUUGUUCAUCUGAUCGUAUCGUAUCUUGUCGCAAUAGAUUCAUCCUCUAUUGUUGUCGUUGUGGUUGUCGUUGUCAUGAAUAAGCUUUUGUGUAUCUGCAUGCUGAAUAUGAUCAUCCGUUGAUAUGAUACCAA
Aspergillus japonicus CBS 114.51 is the source of this 1406-nucleotide messenger RNA. RefSeq names its product putative mitochondrial 2-oxodicarboxylate carrier protein. The coding region runs from base 231 to 1148 and encodes 305 amino acids. The transcript is spliced from 5 exons. NCBI's taxonomy places the organism in Eukaryota, Fungi, Ascomycota, Eurotiomycetes, Eurotiales, Aspergillaceae. Gene Ontology annotation, biological process: transmembrane transport. The record is from RefSeq and is a predicted model, not a curated record.